AUGAAGCACCAAUACCUGGGCGCCCGCGGCAAGAAAUUGACAUGGCUCUCCAUCGCCACUGUCGUGCUGCCAGCUUACUUCUUGGCUGGGUACAGCAAUGCCGUUCCGGGAGGAUUGUUGGAUUUGGAUUCCUGGGUAGAGACCUUUCCUCAGAUUGACACUGUACACAAAAAGGGCGCUGCCGAAGCCGAGGCUGCCCGUAUACAGGGCACUGCCGUGGCCAUCUACCUGGUCGGCUGCUUCUUGGGGGCGUUGACCUGCCUGAAGCUAGGAGACAAGGUCGGUCGCAUCAGGACUAUGAUUAUUGGCAAUAUCAUCAACAUGUGUGGCUCCAUUAUUAUCGUCUCGAGCUUUUCGCUCGGCCAGCUGAUUGCUGGGCGUCUGGUCCUGGGGCUGGGGCUGGGUGGGGUGUAA
Messenger RNA from Penicillium lagena, 414 nucleotides. RefSeq lists its product as uncharacterized. Gene Ontology annotation, biological process: carbohydrate transport; transmembrane transport. Gene Ontology annotation, molecular function: carbohydrate:proton symporter activity. The record is from RefSeq and is a predicted model, not a curated record. Bases 1 to 414 code for a protein of 137 amino acids. The transcript is spliced from 3 exons. Lineage: Eukaryota; Fungi; Ascomycota; Eurotiomycetes; Eurotiales; Aspergillaceae. Gene Ontology annotation, cellular component: membrane.